AUGUAUGAAAACAUGUCCACAAUGGUGUAUUUAAAGGAAGAGAAGUUGGAGAAGCUUACUCAAGAUGAAAUAAUUGCCAAAACUAAGCAAGUGAUUAAUGGACUAGAGGCGCUGAAGAAUGAACACAAUUCAAUUUUACAGAGCUUACUUGAAACGCUGAAAUGUUUGAAGAAAGAUGAUGAAACUAAUCUGGUUGAAGAAAAAUCAAACAUGAUUCGAAAGUCACUGGAAAUGCUGGAGCUUGGCCUUAGUGAAGCACAGGUAAUGAUGGCCUUGUCAAACCACUUAAAUGCAGUGGAAUCAGAGAAGCAGAAAUUGCGUGCUCAGGUUCGCCGGCUAUGCCAGGAAAAUCAGUGGCUACGGGAUGAGCUAGCCAAUACACAACAGAAACUACAGAAGAGUGAGCAGUCUGUGGCUCAACUGGAGGAAGAGAAAAAGCAUCUAGAAUUCAUGAAUCAGUUAAAAAAAUACGAUGAUGAUAUUUCACCAUCAGAGGAUAAAGAUACAGAUUCCACCAAAGAGCCUUUGGAUGACUUAUUUCCCAAUGAUGAAGAUGAUCAAGGACAAGGAAUUCAACAGCAGCAUAGCAGUGCAGCAGCUGCUGCCCAGCAAGGUGGCUAUGAAAUUCCAGCAAGAUUAAGGACCCUUCAUAAUCUUGUUAUUCAGUAUGCUUCCCAAGGUAGAUAUGAGGUUGCCGUGCCUCUCUGUAAACAAGCUCUUGAAGAUCUGGAGAAGACUUCGGGUCACGAUCAUCCUGAUGUUGCCACUAUGUUGAAUAUACUUGCUUUGGUGUACAGGGACCAGAACAAAUACAAAGAUGCAGCAAAUCUCCUGAACGAUGCCUUGGCUAUCCGCGAAAAGACUUUGGGCAAAGAUCAUCCAGCGGUGGCAGCAACUCUAAACAAUCUUGCAGUACUUUAUGGUAAACGGGGAAAGUACAAAGAAGCUGAACCAUUGUGUAAGCGAGCUCUGGAAAUCAGAGAAAAGGUUCUGGGGAAAGAUCACCCAGAUGUUGCCAAACAAUUGAAUAACUUGGCUUUACUGUGCCAGAACCAGGGUAAAUAUGAGGAGGUUGAAUACUACUAUCAGAGGGCACUGGAGAUUUACCAGACUAAGUUGGGACCAGAUGAUCCAAAUGUUGCAAAAACAAAGAAUAACCUGGCAUCCUGCUACCUAAAACAGGGCAAAUUUAAGCAAGCAGAAACUUUAUACAAAGAGAUUCUUACUCGCGCUCAUGAACGGGAGUUUGGCUCUGUAGAUGAUGAAAAUAAGCCUAUUUGGAUGCAUGCAGAAGAGAGGGAAGAAUGCAAAGGAAAGCAAAAAGAUGGCACAUCUUUUGGAGAAUAUGGUGGCUGGUACAAAGCUUGCAAAGUUGACAGCCCAACAGUAACAACUACCUUAAAGAACCUUGGGGCACUUUACAGGCGACAGGGCAAAUUUGAGGCUGCUGAAACAUUAGAAGAGGCAGCAAUGAGAUCUCGUAAACAGGGUCUUGACAAUGUUCAUAAACAGAGAGUUGCUGAAGUGCUGAAUGACCCUGAGAGCAUAGAAAAAAGGCGAAGCCGGGAGAGCCUCAAUGUUGAUGUGGUAAAGUACGAGAGUGGCCCUGAUGGAGGCGAGGAAGUGAGUAUGAGCGUAGAAUGGAAUGGGGAUGGCACUGGAUCUUUAAAACGCAGUGGUUCCUUUAGCAAGCUCCGUGCUUCCAUUAGACGCAGCAGUGAGAAGCUGGUUAGAAAGCUGAAGGGAGGAAGUUCACGAGACAGUGAACCAAAGAAUCCAGGCAUGAAGCGUGCCAGUUCUCUGAAUGUUCUUAACAUGGGUGGCAAGGCUACUGAAGAUCAUUUUCAAGAACGAAAUAAUUGUCUGACAGACUCAAGAGCUCUGAGUGUCAGUCAUACUGAUCUGGCGCAUUGAGAUUCUUGGACAGAAGCUAGCUAAUAUUCCUUUGUGAACAAAGAAGCACUGAGACCUUCAAAGCUUUGGUUCCUCAUCCUUACGCAUAGGAACACCUAGUUUGUAGAUCUUGUUGGGUUGUUUUUCCAAUGGACUGCUGUUUUUUCUUUUCUAAAUUUAAACACAGCAUUAGAGGGUAUUUUCUUCUAAAGGAAAACUAUAUAGAUAUAUGUUGCUCAUUGCACUGCUCCCAUUCAUGCUACUUACAUUGAUUUCAUUCAUAGAUCUGAGUAUUACAGCAGCCAAAAAAUAAGUAAAAAUACAAACAUAUUUAAAGCAUACCAAAA
This is a messenger RNA of Chaetura pelagica (chimney swift), 2240 nucleotides long. RefSeq names its product kinesin light chain 1 (gene KLC1). Gene Ontology annotation, cellular component: cytoplasm; membrane-bounded organelle; kinesin complex. The record is from RefSeq and is a predicted model, not a curated record. The coding region runs from base 1 to 1914 and encodes 637 amino acids. Gene Ontology annotation, biological process: axo-dendritic transport. Gene Ontology annotation, molecular function: kinesin binding. The transcript has 15 exons. Lineage: Eukaryota; Metazoa; Chordata; Aves; Apodiformes; Apodidae.